UUUGACAGCAGAGCCACUGUCAGUGUGUGAAUGUGUUUGGGUGAAUGGGACUCUGACUGUAAAGCAUUUUUGACCUUCAAGGAAGGUAGGAAAGUCUUAUACAAGUAUACCCAUUUUACCAUUUACCCAGCCUUCUCCCUUAAGAUUUCAGAUAAAAUGAAAAAACGUAUUAACUCCAUUAACUUUAGUUUCAUCUGGAUAAAUAAUUACUCGAAUUCACCGUUCUAAUAGUGAGAAGUCAAUUUCUACUGCAUUAAUGUGCCAGCUUAAUUUUUUUGUUGUUUUUUGUUUUUUUGUGAUUGACAAAAUUCAAAAUUACACAAGUAGCCUAACGUGGCAUUGAAUUUGAAACUAAAAUUUGGCAUACAAAAAUUAAAAAUAAAUAAAGAAAAGACUUAUAUCGUAAUCAAUUCUCGAAAAUGAUAUUCCUUUCCUUUUAGCUUAAAUUCAUUUUGCAUUUUUAGUUGAUUACUUUUCUCAUUUUUCUAUUUUAUGCAUCUUUUUGCUGCUUUAAGUGUCGAAGAGCUGAGGGGCGGGGCUUCUGACCUCUUUUACAGAAGGUGAAGUGACGUCACCAAACUUCCUGGUCCGCCAUAUUUGAAGACAAACGAACAGCAACAAGCAAUAAAUCAACUCGUUGCUUACCGAGUUAACUCUUUUCCGCGCAAUUAUGGUCAACACCUGUAGUGUGUAUAGUUGCCACAAUAAGAGGAGGUAUGAAUCAGAUCGGGGAUAUUAUAGAUUACCUGCAGUCAUCAACCGCCAGGGAGAAACAACAAAAAAAUUGUCGAUUGAGCGACGCAAGGAAUGGCUGACGAGGCUGAAUCUAAAGGACACAACUCAAACGAACCUAAGAGUUUGCUCGGAUCAUUUUGUCAAAGGCAAGCCAUCAAUCCUUUAUGAUACAACCAACCCCGACUGGGCUCCUUCUCUAAACUUGGGGCAUAACAAUUCUAGCAAUGCAGCUUCUGCUGUUGACCGUUUUGAAAGGAAGAUGGCACAGGUCCUGAAUGUGAAGAAAACAGCACCAUCAGCAGCCUCGGCUCUCGUCAAACUCAGCACUGGCGAGGAGGAAUGCCAACAAAUGGAGACCUCUUGUGGACCAAAUGAAAAGGAGAUUCAAACUGGAUUUAAUAGCAUGCCCUGUGAAAUCAGCAGACUUUCAUCUGAAAACAGUUCAAUGAAAGGUGCUUCACUAAUGUGUGUCUUCAAGAAUAAGGUGGAAGAGCAGCCGGAGCCUCAACAAAUCAAAGAAGAAGAGGAACUCUUCUGUAGCCAGAAGGAAGAGGAGCUGGUUCUGAAGCAGGAGAUCACAUCUGAGUGUAAUGGAAUAUUUGUAACACAGUCUGAAGAUCUCCCAGAGAACAACAUUUGUAAGGAGAAGACUGAAGCUGAGCUGCUUCUAUGGAAGCAGGAGAGGAGCUCUUGUUUGGAUGGUGAGGAGGAACCAGAGCUUCCACAGAUCAAAGAGGAGUGGGAGGAAGUCAACAUUAUUGAGGAAGGAAAACGGCUGGAUGGGCACCAGAAGACUGAUGGGUUUAUAGGCACUGAGCAUUAUCAGGAAAGCUUAAACUCCAACUCGGAACCAAGUGAGAGCCCAGAUUUAGAAGACAACGCUCAGAUCGCAGACUGUGACUAUGUGGCUGACCAGCUGGAUCCUCCUUCAGAUGAGAUCACAGACAGUGACUAUGUGACUGUCCAGCUGGAUCCUCCUUCAGAUGAGAGCUCACAUUUCUGUGAAAUAUGUGGAAAAUUUUAUAUUCGAAGGUAUAAUUUGAAAAAUCACAUGAAAACACACAAAGGUACGAAGACUGUUUUCCGUAAAAUAUGCCCAAAGCCUUCUGUGAUGUAUCUGGUUUGGCCUACCACAUGAACAUGAAAGGUGUCAUUUCUGUAAAACAUAUUAGUAUUUUUUUCUUUUCUUUUUUUUUUGCAUCUUCUACAUUAAUUUUCCACAUGAAAAGUCACAAAACUGAAAAGGUUAUUUGCUGUGGUAUGUGGAAUAUGUUUUAAUAAAAAUAACUUUUAUACCACUUUUGUGACAGUUCACACA
This is a messenger RNA of Oryzias melastigma (Indian medaka), 2053 nucleotides long. RefSeq lists its product as uncharacterized. The transcript has 4 exons. The record is from RefSeq and is a predicted model, not a curated record. Lineage: Eukaryota; Metazoa; Chordata; Actinopteri; Beloniformes; Adrianichthyidae. The coding region runs from base 671 to 1873 and encodes 400 amino acids.